This is a messenger RNA of Malus domestica (apple), 715 nucleotides long. Its product is annotated as histone H4. Gene Ontology annotation, molecular function: protein heterodimerization activity; DNA binding; structural constituent of chromatin. The record is from RefSeq and is a predicted model, not a curated record. Gene Ontology annotation, cellular component: nucleosome. Gene Ontology annotation, biological process: nucleosome assembly. NCBI's taxonomy places the organism in Eukaryota, Viridiplantae, Streptophyta, Magnoliopsida, Rosales, Rosaceae.
UGCAAAUCCAUCGACGGUCCAAAACCUUCUUCUCCAGCAAGCACACGGAUCGAGCCUCGUUCUCAAAAUCCCACAUUGCCCUAUAAAUGCCCUCAGAAUCCAAACAACGUCAUUCAUUUCGUAAAAGCAAACCAUUGUCUCACUUACUCUGCAACUCUCAGAUUUUUGAAAUUUUCGGCUCGCAACAAUGACGGGACGUGGAAAGGGAGGCAAGGGACUGGGCAAGGGAGGAGCGAAGCGUCACCGUAAGGUCCUCCGCGACAACAUCCAGGGCAUCACCAAGCCGGCGAUUCGCCGCCUGGCCCGCAGAGGCGGCGUGAAGCGAAUCAGCGGCCUGAUCUACGAAGAGACCCGCGGCGUCCUCAAGAUCUUUCUCGAGAACGUGAUUCGGGACGCCGUUACCUACACGGAGCACGCCAGGAGGAAGACGGUGACGGCGAUGGACGUUGUUUACGCUCUCAAGAGGCAAGGCAGGACUCUGUACGGGUUUGGGGGUUAGGGUUCUGGUGGGGAAAAGUCUUGCUGUCAAGAAAGGACUGGUGAUUUGGUGUUUGUAUUGUUAGGGUUUAGGUUUCGAUGGCUGAUGCUGUAAUUAGUGUCGUAGUUAGUGGUGUUUUUCAAUGUUGGUUCAAUCUCAAAGUUGCAAUUUGUAAUUCGUUCUCUGGAUUCUAAUUUCUGAAGAAAUUAAUAGAAUUUUGGUUUUGGUAUGUGCAAA